This is a messenger RNA of Medioppia subpectinata, 420 nucleotides long. Lineage: Eukaryota; Metazoa; Arthropoda; Arachnida; Sarcoptiformes; Oppiidae. The record is from the annotation of a GenBank genome assembly.
GUUGUGAGCGGACUUCCGAUCCGUAAUAAUGACAAACACGCGGGAGAAGUGGCGUCAAUGGCAUUGCAUUUGUUGAGUGCAAUACAAAACUUUGAGAUCAAACACCGGAGCGGCGAAAGACUCAAACUUAGGAUUGGUAUCCAUUCGGGUCCGUGUGUUGCCGGAGUUGUUGGCCUCAAAAUGCCUCGAUAUUGUCUCUUUGGUGACACUGUCAACACAGCAUCAAGAAUGGAAUCGACAGGAAUUCCAUUGAGAAUACAUGUGAGUGAAGCCUGUAAGACAAUUCUGGACAAACUCGGAGGUUAUAUCAUUCAAGAACGAGGGGUUAUUUCCAUUAAGGGUAAGGGAGAAAUGAAGUCGUUUUGGUUAACUGGCAAACAAGAGAUCAAUUCUCCAAUUUCUUAUAAUAAUGGUAGUUAA